AUGACAGUGCAGCAUAAGUGGGUUCAGAAGCAGUGUCUAGAGCUCAAUGCCACCAGGCCCAACUUGGCGGUACCCCGAGUGGAGGUGACCCUGUACUAUGAGAGCCUGUGUCCAGGCUGCAGGGCCUUCCUCAGCCAGCAGCUCUUUCCCACCUGGGCCAUGCUCCAAGACAUCAUGGACGUCAAAUUGGUGCCCUACGGCAAUGCACAGGCAUAUUUUCUACAUUCAGUGGGUCGGUACUCAGCAUUCCAAGUCAUUUACUGCAUGGAAUCUGCAGCUAACUUUCUUGAUGCUGCCCAACCUUGCUUACAGCUGCACAUCCCCUCCAUGAUGUGGGACAGUGUAACACCCUGUGUGAAGGGAGAGCUCGGCUUCAAACUGAUGCAUGAGAACGCCCUGAAGAGCAAAGCUCUCAGUCCGGCCAAAACACACGUCCCCUGGGUGACUAUUAAUGGGGAAUACACGGAGGACUUUCAGGACAAAGCAAUGUCAUCGCUUUUCAACUUGGUCUGCAAAAUGUACAAGGUGAGUAAGCACCCUGCCUGUACUGGGGCACAGACGAAACUAGACACGCGUUUGUACUGA
Molecule: messenger RNA, 585 nt
Organism: Oncorhynchus gorbuscha (pink salmon)
Lineage: Eukaryota; Metazoa; Chordata; Actinopteri; Salmoniformes; Salmonidae
Product: gamma-interferon-inducible lysosomal thiol reductase-like
Exons: 6
Coding region: 1-585 (194 amino acids)
Cellular component (GO): lysosome
Molecular function (GO): oxidoreductase activity, acting on a sulfur group of donors, disulfide as acceptor
Source: RefSeq, a predicted model, not a curated record